Messenger RNA from Astrephomene gubernaculifera, 5814 nucleotides. NCBI's taxonomy places the organism in Eukaryota, Viridiplantae, Chlorophyta, Chlorophyceae, Chlamydomonadales, Astrephomenaceae. The record is from the annotation of a GenBank genome assembly.
CAUGCAUGCGCUAGAGAGAAAGAUACUGAAAGAUUAUUGUUGCCUACAACUGCGGGCUGCUUCAUCUAUCUGUCAUAGGAAAACCAUACUAAUUAACCCAUCCUGCUAUUUCGCUGCAAUUGCUUUCUGUCUCUAUCAAAAACUCAAUAGGCGCUUGUGUUUAUCACAUUCAUACUGGUUACCCUAGUAUUUACGGGUGCGGGCUGUAACCGCUUUGGCCAGUAGCCAUCCAAAUAUCGCAGGCCCAGGGGCUGGAGUAAGCCGCUAUAAGGCUUUGGCUUGGCACCUCCGCUUACGGACGACAUCCUUGCAGCCUUGCACGCUUUUGGGCUGGCAGCUGCUAAUAUACCAGGGAUAUAAUAUAAAUACGAUAGCUUUUCAUAUAGGCGACGCGCCUUCAAAUCGCCGUGUACUGCCCUGCGACUAGCUUCCCACCAGCAUCGAUGGCGCUGCCUGAACAAACCGCUGCGUAACAGUCUCGCAGGGCCAGGCGGCGAUUUUGCGCCGUUUUGGCCGCUGUGAAGCAAAUGGCUGGUUCUUACCAUAGCUCGUUAGUUCGGCAACCAUGGCGACGGCGGGGCGAGCUGUGUCACAUCAGCAUGCGCUGCCAACCUACACUGGUCGCCCUCCUGCUGUCGCUAUUUGCAUCGCUAGCAGCAUCGAUGCCGCCGUCCUACUACUGCAACACCUACAAGCCCGGAGGGGUUUGCCCCAUAUGCGCAACUGGUGCGGCCUGCUCGGCGGUUACCACGGCUGACAACUACUACCGAAACGCAGCCAUCUGCUCCUUACCAGACAUCGCCGCGUUCCGCAAUGUCACCGGAGCGACGCUGUUCCCCGUAACCGGCAUUUGCAGCGGCAAUGGCGGCGUUGCAUCGUACGACAUUCGCGGUCAAGCGGGUUCCGCCGCCACCAAUACGUCAGCCGGUACGGCAUACAUGUUUGUCAGUUACUCUGGGCGGUUGUACAUUACGUUGGUCUUCAACUGCAACUACAUGUUCACGACCAGCCCGGACCAACCGAGGGUGGUUAGCGUGGCGCUGUUUAAUUCGGCCAACAGUCUGUCGUCACCGCAGUACGUAGAUGUGCUGUACUCCACGGGGUUUUACUCGUGUUACACGCUUUCCGUGGAUUUGCGGAACGUCUGUGAUCCCCGGGAAGGGGCGACCUUCAACCCCAGCCCGAACGCCGGCAGCUCCUGCUUGUGCAGCUCAGGUACGGCACAGCCGGGCUGUACGGGCAACCCAGUGAACCUCUUCACGCCCGGCAUGCCGUUGUACGUCGACGUUAAAGUACGACUCGGUGAUUACGUUACAACGUACGACGACACGUGUGUCGCGAAUGCGGCGUACAAUUACACAUUGGGGACGACGAGCAGUCCUGGGCCCUCAUUGUCGCCCAUCUUUGUCCCCAACUGUAUCGCCCCGCCGUCGCCACCGCCGUCACCGCCAAGCCCUCCGCCACCGUCGCCGCCGCUUCCGCCGCGGCCGCCGCCACUACCACCCAGCCCGCCGCGGCCGCCGCCGCCAUCGCCGCCGUCACCUCCUCAGCCUCCGCGGCCGCCAGCCGUUGGGGUGUACGUUGUCAUCGUAACGCCCAAGUCGUUGGAUCCAACCACCACGUGUACGAACAUCAUGCAGACGUUGUACGGCUGGAUGUUUGUGAUCCCGGGUCCGUACAGCUACCCGGAUUGCGCUGUCGGAACAUCCAACGGCGGUUCCACCAUCUUCAUAACGUACUCGCUACAGCCCUCGCCGGCAGUUACCUUCAUCAACGCCAUCUUUCCACAAAUGCCGACGUCGCCAUCCGUACAACUGAAGUACCUGAUUGACGGGCUGUUGCAACUGCCAUGCAACUCAACCGUCACAGUUCAGGGCAACGGCAUCAAACGACAGGUUCCCGACACCUCAGCAGCUCCCAACCAGGAUCCGGGCUGGCCGGAAUUGUACUGCGCGCCGCAGCCUCCCCCGCCGCCGACCCCGCCCAGUCCGCCAAACCCCAGACCGCCGCCAUCACCGCCGCCACGGCCUCCGCCGCCGCCGCCGCCGUCGCCAGCACCGCCCAGCCCACCGCCUCCGCCGCCGCCCAGUCCCCCUCCGCCGCCGCCGGUGCCGCCGCCGCCGCCCGGCGUUUACUUUAGGUGGCAGCUCUUCUACCCCGCUGCCAUCGGCCGGACUAGCGAUUGCUCAGCUGUUAACUUUAUCAUCCGGUUUAGUUACAAGAUUGCGGGUUUGGUGCCAGCCUUGUCGGAGCCGAAUUGCACUUUGUCGUCUUCGACGAAGCUGGAAGCGGCGCUCAUGUUUUACAGCCAGGAUCGAGGCGCCAAGUCCCUGGUUGGCGUGUUCAAUGAGGCUGGAGUCGGCGAGUUUGUCACACAGUACAGCAUUCCGUGCAAUUCCGUCAUUUGGCUGUCGUACGAUGACGGUACGGGAGGUACGGCAGGUUUUAAGACCUUCACGUACGGCAACGUACCGCAGCUGGUAUGCCGUAGUCCACCCAUGCCGCCGACCCCGCCGAGCCCUCCGCCGGCUCCCUCGCCGCCGCCGCCGCUGCGGCCGCCGACGCCGCCGUCACCUCCGGCCCCACCGUCACCGCGGACGCCGUUCCCUCCCGACGGCCCAAACCUGCCGUACUAUCCCGACGCACCUGUUGUUAAGAGGCCGCCGCCAGCACCGCCAACGCCGACGCCACCCCCAACGCCUCCGCCGCCUGUUUUCAGCCCACCGCCGAUGACGCCGUCACCUCCGCCGCCGUCGCCGUCGCCGUCAACCCAAAGCCCUCCCCCGCCACUAGAAGCCAAUAAACAGCCGCCUCCGUCGCCAGCGUCUGGCACCCUCCCGCUGCCGCCGUCGCCGAGUCCUGUACGGAGGCCGCCAAGCCCACUGCCGCCUGCCGUACCUGUGGCAGCGCCACCAAACGAAGUACCUGAUGCGCCGCCGCCGAAAAAGAAGAAGCCUCCGCCUCCGCCGGUUCCCUUGCCGCCGUCACCGAGGCCACCGCCAAGGAAGAAGUCGCCGCCGCCGCCGCCAAUAGCAUCACCGCCGCCGCCGUCGCUCUCGCCGCCACCUCCUUCGCCUCGGUCGCCGCCGCCGCCGCCACCUUCGCCUCGGCCGCCACCUCCUCGGCCGCCGCCGCCGCCGUCGCCCCCUCCUGCGCCGCCACCGCCGCGCCCAAGGCCGCCGCCUCCGUCUCCUCCUCCCUCACCACCUCCUCCGAAGUCGCAACCACCGCCGCCGCCGGCGCCGUCGACGCCGCUGCCUCCGCCGCCUCCCAGCAACAGCACCGUCAACAACCGCACCGUUGCAAUGAGCGUCGAUUCGUUGCUCACAAAGGCUCUAACCAACGCGCAUUGUACGGCCCUAACCGUCAUCACAUCUCAAUCCGUACCGCCUGGCGUCACCAUCACCUCUGGCCCGACCUGCCAACUUAACGACCCUGCAACGACCGGUGCAAAGGUGGUUAUCGUACUUGAAACAUCGGCCCAGGCGCUUACCUUCUAUAACGCCUACGCCACGUCAACACGCGCGGACACAAUUGUCCGUGUCCUUAACCUCCCAUGCAACCGCUCUUCGGUUAUCUUUGCGGCUCCGGGCCUGUCGGAAGCCCGUGUGUUUGACCAACGUAACGUCCCCGCGCUAGUGUGCGCUUCAACGGCCUCUCCGCCGCCGGUCGCUCGACGGUCGUUGACAGUUGGCUCGGCAGGCCCGGCUUCGCUCGGCAUUGCGAAUGCGGCGGCUGAGGAUGCUGUAGCGCUCGUGCCAAUUGAUAGUAGCAGCAGCACUGGCGGCAAUGCAGGCAGUAGUGGCAGUGCGGAUGGAGACGGGACGCUGCAGGUGGCGACCACCGGUCAACGUUUAUUAGUCAUGAACGUUGACUCUGAAUUCGCGAAGCCCCUCACAAGCCGGCAUUGCGAGAAGCUGGAAGCACUUGCCGUACAGUCCCUACCGGCGGGCGUUACACCGGCAUUCGGCCCCAACUGUCAGCUCAACGACCCGCCAACCACCGGCGCCAAGGUCGUUGUCGUACUGUCGGAAUCCGCCCCUGUAGCAACUCUGUACGACAGCUAUGCAACUGCCGUACAUGCAACCACCAUUGCAAGGGCACUGAGCCUCCCUUGUGGUCGUUCCUCCAUCAUAUUCUCGUCGCCUGGGGUUUCGGAGCCUUCUCAGUUCAGUCAUCGCAAUGUGGCUGCGAUGUCUUGCAAGAAGCGGGGAUGCAUGAGGGGUGUAGCUGCUGCGGAGUCAACUGCAGUUGUUGUGGCGGGAUCUGGGAUGGGGGAAGCGGGUGUGGAGGAUGGUGACGAGGCAGUCGCAGUAGCAUCAGGGGGGCUGCCGUUGCUGCUAAUGCCGAUUGUGGCACCUGCGGGUGGGGAAGGGGAACGAGGGAGAGGAGCAGCAUGAGGGAAGGGGAGGAGCAGGAGGCUUUAAGCAGGAGGGGUGGUUGUGAUGCUACCUGUGUGCUAGCUUGUUUGGAACAUGCAGUUAGUGGUGCUUGAAGCUGUGAGGCUGACAGCCCGACGUAAAAGCGGCAAUUUAGAUGGCACAAGACAUCAGCAUGCACCGUAGCCGUUUGCUGGAGCAGUGUUGUUUGUUGGGAAGCCAGUUGCAUUGGGUCACUUGAAGUGUCGAGUUUGAAUGGGUUGCAUCGACAAGGUGGGCACGGGGGUUAUUGAGGAUGUCAUCGUCAUGGUUCUCGAAAGCCCGUUACUGAGGAAGCGCGGUUACGAGAAAGCAUGUGCGUGCGAUCUUACUCUGUUGCAACGGUCUAUUACCAGGUGUUCUCCAUGCCUACGUGACCCAUGGGUCGCCCGAACGAACUGACGUCCGAAGUUAAUGUACGAGCGGAGUACGACGAAUGAGCGCAGAUUGCUGGUAUACGAGGCUCUGUGAUGGGACUGUUUGGGUAUGCCGUGUUGCAAGGAGAUGCCGAAGGUGCCGUCUGAUCCUUGUUGAAGGUGCCGUCUGUUGAAGGUGCUGUUAAUGUGAGAACCGUGUGGGACACUACUGGUUUCCCCGUGUGUGCUUUGCUUGCUCUUCCAGCCCUACCUAGGAGUGUAGAUUGCGUUGCAAAGCCUGCCUAGACUGCAGCUGUGAAGCUGUUGUGUAUGAUGCCGUGCGGGCUCUGACAAAUACAUGCGGCGAUGUUGCUCGGGCGAGUUGUGCAGAGCACGUUGGAUACGCAUGGGAGGUAUUUGACGAUGUGGGUUAUGACGUUUGACCGGAUUAUGACGUUUGACAUUUCAAUACGCCCAGAGCCGUGGGGGGGAAAUUAUAAAUAAGUGCAACAACACAGUCCCAAUCCCGAAUCCCGACUCAUGCAGUGAGCGCAGUGAGCCGUGGGGGGGGGGCGCUUCAAUAACGCUUCUAUGUCACAAUUCCUCUCUUUCGCCUUUACUGAGAUGCUUUGCGUCAUUAGUUUGCUUGCCUUGUCUUGGUCUGUUGUCUAAUUGUCGUUAAUUUAUAGAAAGGCACGAGAUGCGUCCAUGAGACGAAUGUCCAUUGGACGUUUCUUGACUUGCAACGCAAUGCCUUAGCGGGGCUAAUGUUCUGGUAUGCUGCCCCACAUGCUCCUGUCGUACAUUAUCCUUCCGUAAUGGAAAGCUUGAUUUGUGCCUGCACUCGGCUGAUGUCCAGUAUGGUGAAUAGAUGGACUACACAUUUGUUUAGGCCUUCUUUAUCCCUCGCAGUUGGGGAGACGGAACAUAGGGGGUGUCGUGUAAAGCCCUUACAAGCAGCUAUACGGCCCGCAUCAAACCCCCAUGCACGCGCGCGUGUACCCUGCAUGCGCGACCCUGCGCACAUGUACUAAUCAUAG